AUGGUCCCCCUGAGUGUCUUCUCUCUGCCAAAAGACAUCUUUAAUUCUCUCCCUUCAGGGAAGGCAAAGAUCUACCAAGGCGUUCGAGUCAAGAUGACCGUGAAGGAGCUUCUGCAGCAGAGAAGAGCCAAGCAGGCCACAGUGGCUGAGGCUGUUUUCGGAGAAUGCAGUGGAAAUGUCCAGGGCAGUGAGUCUCUUUCCCCUCCCUGUGCAGUUCCUUACCUAGGUGCAGCAUCCGAACCUUCCUUGUCCAGCUGUUUACAAACUUGGCAGUUCCAGAACGGCGCUUCCUGUGAGGAAAUUCCCAAUUAUUUGGAGCAGCUGGUGGAUUCUUGCCUCCAGGCCGAUCCAUCCCUGGAGGUUCCUCUGGCCCUGGCCCAGGACAGCCUGCCCUGCUCAGCGGAGAGCUUCCAGGCACCCCUCACCUGCCUGACUGAAAUUUGCACAUGGGAGAGCGAGGGCUUCAUCCUUGUUUUCUUGUUUCAGGGUUCCGGAUCCCCAGAGGUUCCUGAUCCCUGCAGCUCCUUCGAUUACAGUUACUCCCCACCCCAGAUGCCUCCUUUUGCCCCGCUCGGCUACAGCGCCUCACCUCCGGACAGCAAGAGCUGCAUGUACCCGUCCCUGGAGGAACGCUCCUGCCAGCAACAUACCCACGUGCAACACCCCCCCGGCCUGUCGACCUGCUACUGCACCCCUUGCGGCUCCCAGCACUUGGACACUUUUAGAGCCCCAGAAUAUUUCCCCCACGCGACCGUGGAUUGCAAAGACUACGCGCCUUCGGUUUCUGGGGCAGAUAAUUUCUGGAAGGAUAGGAGCUGGGACGUGUGCUACAGUUAGCCUAGGAAUGCCCGUCUGCUGUUGGGAGCGCAGGAGAGCCGUCGACUCAGGUUGCCGUUCUGAUUGCCAAGCGCUGCAAAUGAUACCUUCCUCAGGUCAACCAAUAUGGAAAGUGCAGGAUGCAAGCUUUAGAGAUUCACAGAAUUCAUCACUGGGCUGAGUAGAGAAGAGGAAGUCCUUUUAAACCACUGUUUGUGCUAAAACAGCCCAUCGCCCUCUCCUCCACUGGUGUCCGUCAUGACAGAAUCCAAUUCUGUACCAAGAGGAGCUGAGUUCUGUUCAGUAUAUUUGCAAACUGCCGCCUAUUUGUAUAAUUCGCCAUGCUGCCACACUCCAGCGCA
Messenger RNA from Candoia aspera, 1178 nucleotides. RefSeq names its product POU class 2 homeobox associating factor 3 (gene POU2AF3). The record is from RefSeq and is a predicted model, not a curated record. Bases 1 to 837 code for a protein of 278 amino acids. Lineage: Eukaryota; Metazoa; Chordata; Lepidosauria; Squamata; Candoiidae. Gene Ontology annotation, molecular function: DNA binding; POU domain binding. The transcript has 4 exons.